UCAUUUGUCUUGAAGUCAUUUUCACCAGUGAUUUGCUGUCAGUGCUGCAGACAUCAUGUGACUGGGGGAGUGGUAAAGAAUCAGGAAAUACACCGCAACAACUGCGAGUCGCAAGAAAGCUCUCCAUCAUGUCUUACCAUGCUGGGAUUCCAGAGGAGCCCAGUGUUUUGGUCAACAACAUCAGCUCCAACAUCCAGAAGCUGACACUGCUGACCUCUGAGCUGCAGAGGGCAGUGUCUCUGCUGGGAACGGAGCAGGACAGCAGCCAACUUCGACAGACGCUGCAACAGAAACAGCAGCAAGGCAACCAGUUAGCGAAGGACACUGACAGACUGAUGAAGGCAUUCAGUGCUCUUCCUGUUGGCCCCGAUCAACGGCAGAGAAAGAUACAGAGAGAGCGUUUGGUGAACGACUUCUCCGCCGCUCUGAACAGCUUCCAAAAGACCCAGAGGAAGGCGGCCGACAAAGAGAGAGAGUUUGUGGCCAGAGUCAGAGCCAGCUCCAGGGUGUCUGGAGGACAGCCUGAUGACAGCUUUGGGAAUGUGUCUCCCUUCCCCAGUGAUUACCAGGUGCAGGCUCAGACUGAGGCCAUCACUGAAGACGACCUGAGGCUGAUCCAGGAGAGAGAGUCGUCCAUCAGGCAGCUGGAGUCUGACAUCAUAGACAUCAAUGACAUCUUCAAGGACCUGGGGAUGAUGGUCCAUGAGCAGGGAGACAUGAUAGACAGUAUAGAGGCCAAUGUGGAGACUGCAGAUGUUCACGUCCAGAACGCCACACAGCAGCUGUCACGUGCUGCAGACUACCAGCGGAGCUCCCGGAAGAAGAUCUGCAUCCUGGUGAUAGUGUUGGCUGUAGCUGCUGUUAUUAUUGGACUCAUCAUCUGGGGCUCUCUCAAAUCAUGAGAGCUUCAUCAUCUUCUUCGUCGUCCUCCUCUCCUCCACCUCUCCUGUUUAGUCAUCAGCCUGGACAAAGCACCGCCCCUUCCUCUCCUGAGCUUCUUCCUUUUCUCUGCCCCCUCAUGGCGGGAGAGAUUGUCUGUCUUUCUUUGAUUAUUUUUAAGAUACUUCAGUCCUUGUUGACAGGAUUGACGGGACACACACUCCUCCACUGUGAAAAACAAAACUAUCACCAGGUAGCUUUAUUGCUAUAACCAGCUUUAAUUGACAGGAAAGCUUUAAAGGUUAUAGUCCUCACCUGAUUUUCAGAGGGAGGUGUAAACACAGGCGGAAUAUUGCUGUGUUCAAUGGCAGCCAUGUUGGCUCCACCAGCUCCAAACGUUUAAUGAAAUUACAGCGCAGACAAUGCUUCUGGGUGCAAGAAGCAGCAAGUUACUGUCGGCAGGUAAGAGGAGGUUAACUUUCAGAACUGUCCUUCCAAAAUAACAUUUCUGCAGCCACUUUCCUUUAUCAGGUCAGAUAUAAAAAGCACACACGCUAAAUGUUUCUCUGCAGUCUCUAUGAAUCAAGUGCACUAUGUACAAAUUCAACCCUAGUCCAUCAUAUAAUGUAGCCAACUGCGUUCAUCUUACUGUAAUGCAGUUACAAUCUUUUAUCUAUUAUCUCCUGCAUUUUAAUUUAUAAUUAUUAAAAUUAGAAGUUAAUUUCUAUUUAAAUUCAUUUCGUUGUAAUCUAAAGAUAAAUCAAGAAGUACUGUAAGUACAUUUUUAUGACUGUAUCUUACACUCCACUGUCAGCCAGUCAUUCCAAAUAUUUAGUAAUUAAGAGUUUGUUGCGUCUGUGAGUAAGUGAUGUGUUUCCCUUUAGCGAGACAAAUUAUUUUUUAACUGUACAGCUUUGAAAGAUUCCAUGAGCAUCAAGGGGAUUUUUUUAUGAAGUGAAAUCAGCUGUCACAUCACAAGUGAUCACACACAAAGAAUGUAAAUUGCAACUUGUUGAUAGUGCAGGCGAAGGUCAAGUGACAGUUGGUGUUGUGUUUUAUGGUUGGUUUUAGCCUACAGUACUCAUUCAUGCUUCAUGGGUGCUUUGCUCAUUGAAAAGUGUUGACAGUCAUUAUUUUUCUGUGACUGACAAGUUGCUCUACCUGUUUUUAUCUCUAUAUCCCCAACAUGAAGAAACUAAACUUGUAGUAACUCAAAGUAAAGUAAGUUAAAGCAAACACUAAUAAUUAAUUGCUACGAUUUAACGAUUUGACCCAAAUGUAAAAUGAUGAUCACAUGUAUAUUUUUAAUACUGAGAGCUGCCUACAAUGUGCUGAAUAAAUUACCUGAAUGUAAAAGAG
This is a messenger RNA of Larimichthys crocea (large yellow croaker), 2238 nucleotides long. It is a transcript of the gene stx7l, whose product is annotated as syntaxin 7-like. Lineage: Eukaryota; Metazoa; Chordata; Actinopteri; Sciaenidae. Gene Ontology annotation, biological process: vesicle fusion; intracellular protein transport; vesicle-mediated transport. Gene Ontology annotation, molecular function: SNAP receptor activity; SNARE binding. The transcript is spliced from 10 exons. The record is from RefSeq and is a predicted model, not a curated record. Gene Ontology annotation, cellular component: synaptic vesicle; membrane; endomembrane system. The coding region runs from base 129 to 902 and encodes 257 amino acids.